AUGACACAGGUGCAAAAGAUAGCAGCAAAAGAGGCCGGGGAAACGUCCUUCCACCCCGCCGGUGCUGCAGCCCGGGUGGGGCUCGCGGUGCCGCCAACGUCAUCCCAUUCCGUGCAGGAAUUUCCCCGCACGCCGAGGAGCGGGCGCAGGGAGCGCUUCCAUUUAAGGCUGGCGCGGCCGCGGCGGGAGGGCUGCGCCGUUAUCGCGGCCGGGCAGGCUGCUGCCUUGCCGUUCCGCUCCCCUGCCCUAUCGUCCCGUCCCUGCCGCUCCGGAGGAACCGGCGCCUGCCGGGAAGCCGGGUGGAUUGCAGAGCCAGAGGAGCAGUGGGCGGACACGGAGCGCUUGGAGCAGACGGGUGAAUUGCUGCUCUUUGGGGAUACCAACUUUCCUCCACUCUGCUGCGAACGUGGCAAAAUGCAGAGAGAAUCUGACUUCAUGGCCAGCGUAGACAGCAGCUGGAUCUCAUGGGGCGUGGGGGUGUUUAUUCUGAAACCCCUCAAGUGGACUCUGUCAAGCGUGCUGGGUGACAGCAAGGUGCCCGAGGAGGAGGAAAUUCUGAUUUUUGUGGAGCUACUACAGGAAAAGGCAGAGGAAGUUUAUCGCUUAUACCAGAACUCUGUGCUCUCUUCUCACCCUGUUGUUGCCCUCUCGGAGCUGCGGUCCCUUUGUGCCAAUGUUUGUCCUGAUGAAAGGACCUUCUACUUGUUGCUGCUCCAGCUGCAGAAGGAAAAGAGGGUCACAAUCCUGGAACAGAAUGGAGAGAAGAUAGUGAAGUUUGCCCGAGGUCUUCAUGCCAAAGUCUCCCCAAUGAACGAUGUGGACAUUGGCGUGUAUCAGUUGAUGCAGAGUGAGCAGCUGCUGUCACAGAAGGUGGAGUCCCUUUCCCAGGAAGCAGAGAAGUGUAAAGAGGAUGCCCGGAGUGCUUGUAGAGCUGGGAAAAAGCAAUUGGCGCUGAGAUGUUUGAAGUCCAAGCGAAGGACGGAAAGGCGCAUCGAAGAGCUUCAUUCCAAGCUGGAUGCAGUGCAAGGGAUCCUGGAUCGCAUUUAUGCCUCCCAGACUGACCAGAUGGUAUUUAAUGCCUAUCAAGCCGGUGUGGGAGCUCUCAAGCUGUCUAUGAAGGAUGUAACAGUGGAGAAGGCUGAGAACCUGGUGGAUCAGAUACAAGAGCUCUGUGACACUCAAGAUGAAGUAGCUCAGACCCUGGCUGGAGUGGGGAUCAAUGGUCUAGAGAUGGACACUGAGGAACUUGAGGAAGAGCUGGAUAGUCUCCUCCAAGACUCUGCUAAGGAGCCUGUAGAUCUGCCUCCCGUUCCCCAGAAGCCACCGAAUCCUGCCAUUUCUGAUGCUGAACUUGAAGCUGAAUUGGAAAAGCUCUCCCUUGCUGAUGGAGAUUUGGCACAAAAGACUCCCUCUGCUUCAUGUGAACCCAAAACAGCUCUGGGACUGAAUCUCUAAAGACCCAACAGUUACCCUGUUGCUGCAGCCUGACAAGUUGUCUUAAGGUUCCUUAAUUAAUGACUAAACUUUGGGAGAGAUGGGUAGUGCUCCCAUCCUCUUUGUGGAUAUCACUUUACUAAGCAACAGGAUCUUCUGCCAUGACAAUCCACUCUCUGGAACUGGCCCCAGCUGGUGUUUGUCAUCUCUGCCAACAUCUGCACUGGUUUAUUUGACUUGUUAUCCCAAGUCAUCUGCAACAUCCAAUCUUCCUUCUGGGAACACAGUUCUCACUCUUCUACCCAGUGAAGAUAAACUCUUCGAUGUCCAUAACAGUGCUUGGUUGUUCUUCUCUUUUUCAUUUUUCUCUUUUUUUUUUGCCGUGGCUCAAGUCGAGAAGCUGAGUUGCAGCGGUAUUGCAGUUGCUCAACAUUUGGCUCUGUGUGUGGUUGUUUGAAACACUUGGCACAUAAGUACUGUCCUUGACAUAAGUUAUCUGCAACAAGCUUAAACACUUCUUGAUAGUUCAGACCCUUCCUGUGUGUACUUUGCACGGCCGUGGACAGCUAGACACUGUAAGUGUUAAAUUGUAGGAGAUUUUGGUGCUGCACUAGGGGGCAGCAAUUGCAAGCACAAGACAAAACUAAUUCCUCUUUCUGUAAUGACACUAAGGCCUUAAAAGGGAGACCUGCAAAAGAUUUUCAAAUGAAGGAGUUCCUUAUGCUGCCCCUGCUGACAGAGGCUGGCAGGCACUACCAAACAAUUUUCUGCUUGCUUUUACUUGAAA
Tinamus guttatus (white-throated tinamou) is the source of this 2221-nucleotide messenger RNA. The record is from RefSeq and is a predicted model, not a curated record. NCBI's taxonomy places the organism in Eukaryota, Metazoa, Chordata, Aves, Tinamiformes, Tinamidae.